Anas platyrhynchos (mallard) is the source of this 1410-nucleotide messenger RNA. RefSeq names its product signal transducing adaptor family member 1 (gene STAP1). Gene Ontology annotation, molecular function: protein kinase binding; signaling adaptor activity. The record is from RefSeq and is a predicted model, not a curated record. Gene Ontology annotation, biological process: positive regulation of B cell receptor signaling pathway; cell surface receptor protein tyrosine kinase signaling pathway. NCBI's taxonomy places the organism in Eukaryota, Metazoa, Chordata, Aves, Anseriformes, Anatidae.
CUUCCUCUUAGAGGCGCUGCUUUCUUUGCCCCCGUCACCAGUAUGAGCUCUCUGGCUGACGAAGAGCAGGGGAGAACAACAGGCGUGGGGAGGCAACAAGAAAAAAAAUAAACAAACAACUACCACCAGCACAUCUGAUAACCACAAGAUACUGAGAAGAAGCAUGGAGAAGCCUGUACAAACUCCUCAGCCAGCUCCCCGGCGAAUCUCCCAGGAGAGACAGAGGAUCACGGGUCUGCCACUGUACUUCCAAGGUUACCUGUCAGUCCGGCACGUGAAAUCCCAGGAAUUUAGAGCGUAUUGGACAGAACUGAGAGGAACUGUGCUCUUCUUUUAUGAUGAUAAGAAAGCACCAACAUACUCACAGAAGCUAGAUAUAUCAGCUUUGACCUCAGCAACCAAUAUUUAUCCAAAUGAAAACGACUCUUCACAGUUCAUCCUGACAUUGUCAAAUGAGGAACUAGAAGUGAAGGCUGAUAACUGUGAAUAUGGAAAAGAAUGGAAGGGUUUUAUUCUCACCGUGGCAAAGUUGUCAGUUCCACCGGAUGAGUUAUUGCUACCUGAACAACUUACGAGAAUGCACGAAGUGCUAGAGAAAGAAAAGAAAAGAAGGAUCACGCUUGAUGACCAUUCCAAUGCGUCCUUGAAUAAAGAAAGCCUUCACGAAAGCCUUCCCAGCAAGGACAACAGCAGUACAGCCACUGCUAUGCCAGCCUGCUUCUAUGCAGUAUCUCGGAAAGAAGCGAUAGAGAUGUUGGAAAAGAAUCCUUCCUGUGGGAAUUUGAUCCUGCGUCCUGGCAGCGACAGCAAGAACUAUGCAAUCACUGUCCGACAUGGGCCAAAUGUCCCAUGCAUAAAACACUACAGAGUGAUGUCUAAAGAAACAAGUUACAUUAUUGAAUUGGAAAGAAAGGUGUCACUUGCAAGUCUUCAGGAUGUCAUCAAUUACUUUGUGACCCAAACCCAAGGAAACCUGAAACCAUUUGUCAUGGGGGCAUGCCACAAUGCUCUGCGGACGGCCCACAGUUCUGAAAGCAAAACACAGAGAAGCCCUGCUGAAGGACAGAGGCACAAGGAGGAGCUUACAGGAACUCCACUAUUACAGCUAAGCUGAAAGCAUUUCCCAUGCUGAAAUUCAGUUCCUUUCUUCAAACAACUAGCCACAAUAUUUCCAAAGAUACAAGGAAAGGUUAAGAAUGUGAACUUACCUAAAGCCUUUACCUCUGAUACAAGCCAGAUGUACAUAUAAACAUUGCCUAGCUGAAACCUGUGUUAUUUUAGGAUGCAAGAGAUUGUGAUGAGGUGGCACGGGUGUUUCAGCAUUGGUAGAAACUGGUGCCAGUUUUCUUUCUAUGCAGUCAUUAUUCUUGAAUAGCACUUUUUAAAAUAAAUGUUCACAUAUUUACCAUA